Balaenoptera musculus (blue whale) is the source of this 1300-nucleotide messenger RNA. Its product is annotated as translation initiation factor IF-2-like. The record is from RefSeq and is a predicted model, not a curated record. NCBI's taxonomy places the organism in Eukaryota, Metazoa, Chordata, Mammalia, Artiodactyla, Balaenopteridae. The transcript has 3 exons. The coding region runs from base 1 to 900 and encodes 299 amino acids.
AUGCGUCGGCCUCGAAUCGCCCGCGCCCCCGCGACGCCGACGCGGCUCCCCGCCCCCCCUCGCGUCAGCCUGCCCGCCCUCCCGCCGGCCCACCGCCCCCGCUCCCCGUCGGCCUUCUUCCAGGGCUCGGGCCCGGCCCGCUGCUCGCGCCUGCGCGCAGGCCACAGAUCCUCCUCUGCGCGCGCCCUGCCCCCCACACGCCCUCGCUCGAACACACACUUCGCCUCUGUGACCCCGCCCCUCGCCGGCCAGCUGCGCCGGCGGCCCUCCCCCACCUCUUCUGGGAGGAGGGGAGAAGCGCCCCAUUCCCCUUCAACCGCCCUCUUCGCGAGUCAGCCCGUCACAGUCGCACAACCUGAGGGCCGGGCGGCCUGGGCGAGGGCAGCCGUUGCCCGCCUCAAAGCGGGGUCUCCCGGGGUCAGGCUGCUGGGCCCGGCCGGCCAGACUGCCCAGGGCGAGGGGGCGCAGGGAAGGGGCGCCUUCCCGCCGGCUGCCCUCCCCUCGCGCGCCCGCCGAUGGGCCGAGGCCGGCCUGCCCGCCAUCACCGGGCAGGCCCUGGCGCCCCCGCCGCGGGGCCAGCCCGCCCUCGGCUCGGGGGGCUCCUCGGUGCAGCAGCCCGGCCCCGCCUCACCCACUCCUCGCCGCUCCGAAGGGGCAGGAAACGGGAGUAGCAUGUCUGUCCUGGGCUCGGCUCCCCCGGGGGAGCUCCGGGCGCUUGACAAGGGCGUCCACAGGUACCAGGCGCGGGAGUGGUCGCCGCGACGGCCCGGGGGCGGUGGCGGCCGGCGCGCCCACCGCGGGCCCGAGGCGCCCGGGGAGGUGGCCCUGCAAGCCCCCGCUCCUCGGCCACGCUCAGGUUUCCGCAGCGCCCGUGCCCCCGGCGGCCCGGGUGGGACGUGACCCCGCCCCCGGCGAGUCGGGGCGCCCCCCUUGGAGGGGUGCGCGAGCCGUCCCCAGCCCGCGGGCCGACCCCGCCGCCCCGGGCCGCGGCGGGCGCUGGAGGCCCGGCCGGGAAGAUGUCUUCUCUCGGUGCGCGCAGCUUCGCGCGAGGGUCAGCGACGGGGCAGCGGCCGCCGAGCCGCGCCAGCCCUGCCCACGAACGGGCUCCCGCGGCUCGACAGCUGCCCGACGGGCUAGCAGGCUGGGGACGUCGACGGAGCCCGGCCAGAGGAUUAUUGUGGAGUCAAAUGGACUAAUGAACAGCUUCCUAUGGAAGCUGGAAGACAAUAUAUUUAGAAAGGAUUGGGACUUCCCUGGUGGCGCAGUGGUUAAGAAUCCGCCUGCCAGUGCAGGGGACUCG